Messenger RNA from Penicillium atrosanguineum, 747 nucleotides. RefSeq lists its product as uncharacterized. The record is from RefSeq and is a predicted model, not a curated record. Lineage: Eukaryota; Fungi; Ascomycota; Eurotiomycetes; Eurotiales; Aspergillaceae. Gene Ontology annotation, cellular component: nucleus; cytoplasm. The transcript is spliced from 3 exons. The coding region runs from base 1 to 747 and encodes 248 amino acids.
AUGAGGUUCCUUUGCUUGCCUGGAGGAUUUGGCAAUGCUGAGGUUCUCAAGACGCAGCUCGCUCCAUUCUGCGAUUCACUGUGCUCGACUGGCGAUGCCAGUUUCUUCUUUACCCAGGGACAGAAUGAGGUCAAAAUCCCCCCGGAGCACGAAGGCUUCUUUGGCCCGCCGCCCAACUUUACCUUUUCCGCAGAGGACGUUCCUGGAUCGCUCCGCUUCAACAUGGCCGACUUUCCCAAACGCGAUACUCCCGAGGAAACAAUGACUCGCGCUUUUGAUUUGUCUGGUCGCACUACCUUCUCAAACAUCCGAGAAGUGGUUGACCGGUUAGUUGGUAUUCUGGACAAGGAGGGCGACAUUGAAGGAGUCAUUGGGUACUCGGAAGGAGCGAUGAUUGCCGGCUCGCUUCUCUGGGAGGAAGCACGAAGACGCAAGAUUUCAGGCCGGGAGCCCCGACUGAAGUGCGCCAUUUUUUUCUGUGGUUGGCCACCAAUUCAUCUGGCAACUGGUCAGCAAGUUAUAAUUGACGAUAUCGAGGACGAUGAGAUCUUCACCGUCCCCACUUUCCAUGUUGUGGGUGCAGCCGAUCCGUUCCUGGAUGCUUCGAUGGCGUUGUACAAUAUGUGCGACCCGGACAGUACGGAGCUGUUUGACCAUGGAGGCGGACAUAUCAUACCGCGAGGGAAGCGCACAGUCGAUGACCUGACGAUUAUGGUGCGGAAUAUGAUCGUGGCCGUCUCGGCCUAA